ACACAAACAGUAUUAUAAGUACAUCAAAUAAGAAAUCAAGCAAAGAGAAUCCCGAUAAAUAUAGAAAUAGCUCAAAACACUUUCAGACUCCGAUCCUACCAAUAUACAGUGUAGCUUCAAAUCUUACUUUUCUUGGCGGGGAUCGAUUAAUUGAGGUUAACUAUCUCAUAUUCCUGCUCACCAUGGCAAUAAGUUCGAUUACCAUUUUUGGGGUGCUAGGCAACAUUAUGUCAGGAUUACUCUACCUUUCUCCUACAAACGUGUUUGUGAGAAUCGCAAAGCGUAGAUCAACAGAGGAAUUUGAGAGUAUUCCUUAUAUUAGCAAACUGUUGAAUGCUUACUUCUGGGUUUACUAUGGAUUUAUUAAGCCUAACAGCGUGGUCGUCGCCACUGUCAAUGUUUUCGGUGCUGCUGUCGAGAUUGUUUUCCUUACCAUAUUUCUACUUUUUGCACCACCAAGAAUGAAGGUUAGGACUGCGAUACUAGUUAUAGUUCUGGAUGUGGCAUUUCCCGGAGCAACAAUUUUACUUACUCACUUUCUGCUAGACGGAGAUAAAAGGAUCGAUGUUGCUGGACUCUGGUGUGUAAUCUUCAGCAUGAUUGCAUAUGCUUCCCCUCUUUCUGCUAUGAAAACUGUGGUGGCGUUAAAGAGUGUGGAGUACAUGCCUUUCCUUCUCUCUUUCAUCUUUUUUCUUAAUGGAGGAGUUUGGACAGUGUAUGCCAUUCUUGCGAAAGACUUGUUUGUUGGAAUUCCAAAUGGAAGUGGAUUUUUACUUGGAACUGCUCAGCUGAUUCUCUAUUUCAUAUACUGGAAACCGAAGUCAUCAAGGCAAGCAUCUGACGGUUUAGAGGAUCAACAGAUCAUAAGCGAAGCACUCAUUUCUAAUCCUUCACAGGGUAAAACUGAGCACUAGGGUUUAGUACUUUGACACGAUCGAAGAAAACUUGAAUGUACGUACGUGCGUGUAUGACUUUGUCGGCAGUAUUUCCAAUAUAAUCUAUAAUAUAUGUUUUGCUUUA
Rosa rugosa (rugosa rose) is the source of this 1020-nucleotide messenger RNA. RefSeq names its product bidirectional sugar transporter SWEET16-like. The record is from RefSeq and is a predicted model, not a curated record. Gene Ontology annotation, biological process: carbohydrate transport. The coding region runs from base 183 to 914 and encodes 243 amino acids. Gene Ontology annotation, cellular component: membrane. Gene Ontology annotation, molecular function: sugar transmembrane transporter activity. The transcript is spliced from 6 exons. Lineage: Eukaryota; Viridiplantae; Streptophyta; Magnoliopsida; Rosales; Rosaceae.